This is a messenger RNA of Candoia aspera, 731 nucleotides long. RefSeq names its product adipose secreted signaling protein (gene ADISSP). NCBI's taxonomy places the organism in Eukaryota, Metazoa, Chordata, Lepidosauria, Squamata, Candoiidae. The transcript is spliced from 5 exons. The record is from RefSeq and is a predicted model, not a curated record. The coding region runs from base 97 to 627 and encodes 176 amino acids.
CCUUCUUCCCACAGGCAGCCCGGCCACUUGCUCGAGCAUGGCCUGCUGACGGUCGUGGCAUUCUGUGCAGCCCCAGAGUGACUCUCGGUGGGUCAGAUGGCUACAGCCAACAAAGGUAGCAACCCCAAAGUAGGGGGUGUCCGUUUUUCCGCAACCCAAGUUAUGGAAGGAAGUUCCAGCCAUGUUCAUUUUGAUGAGAAGCUUCACGACUCCGUGGUCAUGGUCAGUCAAGAGAAAGAGGGGGACUUCUUAGUGAAGGUUGGGUUCCUGAAGAUCAUGCACAAGUAUGAGAUCACAUUUGUCCUGCCUUUUGUGCAACUGCUGGGGAAGGACAUUUAUGCAGCGCCUCUGACGAACCUGAACCUUACAGUGACCAACAUCACGCUGGCAUCUGAAGCUACAGGCUACAGGGUCAAGUGCGAGUAUGUGGCCCACAAAGAAGGUGUCCUUCGGGAAGAAAUGGUCCUUUGCAGCAAGACCAACAGCAAUGCCAGCAUCAGAGUGGUUGUGCAAGCCCGGGUGAUGGACCGGCACCAUGGCACGCCGAUGCUGCUGGACGGCGUGAAGUGCAUCGGGGCCGAGCUGGAAUACGACUCUGAGCAGAGCGAAUGGCCCGGCUUCGACUAGCCAGGAUUGGCCCCCUCUACUGCAGACCCCAGCGCCUUCCCGGGGUCCUCUAUCCAUAUAUAUAUUUUCCGGUUAAGCUUGAAAUAAAAAAAAAAUGCCAUCUC